CGCGUUGUCCAUAAGCGGGCGGCUUGCCGCCGUGCGUGCUUGCGUCUGGUUCUGUGUGGCGUGGGGGUCUGUCGAGGGGAGCCAAGCGAUCUGCCAGUGGAACUCUGUGCCCGAACACCGUGAACCGGCGCAAGUGACGGAUUCGUUUGCCUUCAGCAUCUCGUCGCCAAUCGGAAUAUAACGGCGCCGUGAAAAAGGCAUCCUUCGCAGCAACGACUGUUUCCAGGGAGGUUUGUCCGAGCGCGGAAUGCUUCGUGACCGGCACCAGUCUUGGCAGCACCGGAAUCGCAGGCAGCAAGAGAAUUCCCGGCCAUGAUCCUACCGCGACUCGGGCUGCCCUGAGAGCGACAGCGUCAGCACACUGCCGCGCUGUGCAAGCACGGUGCAUGCUAAACUUCUUGCGAAGAGAUUUGCCAUCUCCUCAUCACUUCGCUCAGCGGGAGGCCGUUUCAGAGCUUCCGCACAGUGCUAGCGGAAGGAGGCGUGCCUUGUGGUUACCUACGUUCCGAUUCGCAACGCGGUGGUUGGUGCGUGCCUCACUUCCAAGGUGCGUCUGAGUGUUUGAUCUCUUAGGCUGCUGUGGUCCACCGGUGUUUACUGCCCUUCUAUGCCAGCGUCUACUUCGACGCAGCAGAUGACCUCAGUUUGCCUGCGAGUUAGCGUUCGUUAGGCGUACACGCAACGUACCGAGGGCAACCAUUGGCGUCGAUUCUUGUGACGACCCUGUUCGACAGCUUUCUGUGAAUAAGACAGUCCACACGAAGACGUCGGUUCGCUACACGGUUCCUGUGGAGGUACCUGCAAGCCACGGCAACUCCGAGCGGUCGGCCGUGGUUGCCUCUUCGUUACUUGCCCGGCCGGCUACGGCAGGUCUAUUGAAAUCGGUGUCCUGCUAAGGUGUCUGCCUCGUGCUUGCUUGUGUGACAGAAGUGUGCGAGCGUGAGUGCGCGUGUUAGUCGGUGGGAUUAGGACGUGACACGCCUGGUGAAAGCUUCGAUCGGACGAGGACACUUCCAACGGCAAAGCCAUGCGAGAGGACGACUUCGAGGUAGCCCUGAAGGUGGUCGUGGUGGGCAACGGCGCCGUGGGCAAGUCUAGCCUCAUCCAGCGGUACUGCAAGGGCGUCUUCACGGCCGAGUACAAGAAGACCAUCGGCGUCGACUUCCUGGAGCGCCAACUGAGCAUCCGCGGCGAGGACGUGCGACUCAUGCUGUGGGACACGGCGGGACAGGAGGAGUUCGACGCCAUCACCAAGGCCUACUAUCGAGGAGCACAGGGAUGCGUGCUCGCAUUCUCCACCACGGACAGGGAGUCGUUCAGGGCCAUCGAGUCGUGGAGGAAAAAGGUGGAACACGAGUGUGGCUCCAUACCAAUGGUGCUGGUGCAGAACAAGAUUGAUCUCAUGGACCGGGCGACGGUGUCCAAGGAGGAGUCCGAGGAGCUUGCCAGGAGAAUGCAACUUCGGCUCUACCGCACCUCAGUGAAGGAAGACUUCAACGUCAACGAAGUGUUCCGGUACCUGGCCGAGCGGUAUUUAGACCAGAUGAACAAUCCCGUGGACGACUACGUCCGCGGACCCCACUCCAAAGGACUGCACCCCGUGACCAACAACCUCCGCAACGGCCACCUGCUGAAACCCUCGCAGGCUCACAGGGACGCCAACACUAUCAGCCUCCACCGGAGGCUCAGGCCGUCCAGGAAAUCGCUGCGUCGCAGCUGCUCCUUACUCUGACACGAAGCUUUGGCUCGUAAUCAGUCUUACCCAAAUUUUAGCCGGAGCACGUGCAUGUGCAGGUGGGAAUAGGCCCAGACACCCGCGAGGAUUCAAUUUAUUAUGCCGUCCAGGGCCCGUUGUCAUCGCUUCGAGCUGGCGAGGACGUGUGUCUCCGAUGGCGGAGCACAUCGAAGACUUCCUGGGUGGCUGCUGAUGCCCCGAGCGUCGGUUUAUUCUGAGCAGUUCUUAUGUAACGGUCCUGGCAACCACACGAUAGUUAUAGGGCCCUCGACACACACAUGAGUCGUUGGUACUUUGGCCUCGACGCUGUAUUUUCUGGUUUGCACUCAUCGCAUUGAAAGCUUGGGUAUGAUUGUCUUUGUGAAACAUGGACUUGCGAAGCCAGUGAGCUAUUUUUUUUCGUAGGAAAGCAUUUAUUAGAAUUCGAAUGCUCCAUUUGGAUCCAGUAUCCGUCCACGCGUGCUGAUGUGCCUUAACUCACUCAGUGCUUGAAUACUAAUUGUUGUCCUCAGCGGUGGACGACACAUUACAAUGCCCGUGACAUCGCAUAGUAAUGAUGUCUCUGGAGUGCAGGAGCUGGUGUAUUGUUAGAAACAUCUGCCUCUAUGGCAUUCUCCGUGUAUUAUGUCGACGCCUUUGGGAUAGUUUGCCGCUGCAUGCUUUGGCACUGUAAGCGUCCAGUAAGAUUAAUAACAUUACCGAAUCUGCAACCAGUACAGUUGUUAACAUUGUACAGUGACAUUUUGGGAUCCUUACAUGGGGGCGUAGAACUGCCGAUUAGCGUAACUUUAGUCGUCGCGUACGUAAGAGAAUGAACAGAGGUGCUUCCAUUGGGCUUCCAUGUGGGUGACGACACCGAAUUGUAGGUAACAUAUGAGAUGUCAUCAAGCAGGGUGCCCUAAUAGUCCACUUUCUUGCGAUUACGACAUGUUCGGCAGCUUCCCCUAUCGCAGAGAGUAUAAAAUGCUAUUGAAAAUAUAUCGUCGACAGUUUUCGUCGCUUCUGGAUUGCACUGGCGUCGCUGAGAAGACGCACCGGGCCACCAGAGCCUUGCUUGGACGAACCGGGCAGUUUCAAAUGUGCAAGAGGUUUGAGAUGUUUGAGAUCUCGAAGUUAAAACGAACAUUUUCUGUCGGUGGCGCGUGGUACCACAAAUCUGGUGCUCACAUGCAACGCUAGACGUGUCUUGUUAGUUGGCUGCAGGUCAGUGGGUGUUAGGAGAACAGAACAAUGCAGCAUCAAAAAUCUACACUCAGAAUGGCUUAAUCGGGUGGAGAGACAGUUCUGCUGCUUGUAAACUAACAGGGUGGUUUGACGCAGUGUGACGAGGGACAAUAAUGUGACCUUCACGGCCUUAAAGAAAUAGCGUGCGCACCGUAAUUAUCCACCGGUUUCUUACUACGCGCUGCUUUCAAUGAUAAUCUCCGGCCUAACUUUUUUUUUGAAGAGUUACCCUAGAGCUGUUGAUCACCUUGCUUUUCAGCAGUACUCUUUGUACUGGGCAGCUUGUCGUGAUUGCGGUUAUUACGCCCAGAAGCUCGUACGAGCACGUCAGGUAGUGGGGGCAGCACUUUUGCCUCCACAGAAUGUGAUGACAGCUGCGUUGCACAUCUGUGACGUCACGCUUUGUGGAUUGUCCUCUUUCAGCGACUUUUAUAGCAGGAAAAACGUCGGUCGGAUUCGAGAGAUAUCCAGAAAUCUAUUAAUGCUGGAAACACACACAUUAACUACGCGUUUUAUUGAGUCCUCAGGCACUGGCCUUCUCUUUAACAGCUGGGGCCGCUGUUUGGAUGAGGUGAAGACGAUUGUAUUAGUGGGGUACUUUGAGUGUUAAACGCGCAACAUGAGGAGCUACGCACUGCCUAAAUCAGUGUUUCAUAGUCCAGGUGGAUCGAAGUGUUCUCAAGCGUUAGGCAAUUUUCGCAUGUGCAGAAUGCUGAAAAAAAAAAAACAAUGUUUGGAUGAACCGGUGAGUUCAACGAAAUCCAUUUUUUAUCGCAUGUGUUUGUGUUUUUAACCGGGUGCUUUGUUAUCCCGGUCAUUUGUAAGCGGUCAACAAAUAAAAGGCUAUUAAAUUGA
Messenger RNA from Dermacentor silvarum, 3814 nucleotides. RefSeq names its product ras-related protein Rab-23 (gene Rab23). The record is from RefSeq and is a predicted model, not a curated record. Lineage: Eukaryota; Metazoa; Arthropoda; Arachnida; Ixodida; Ixodidae. The coding region runs from base 1028 to 1732 and encodes 234 amino acids. The transcript is spliced from 6 exons. Gene Ontology annotation, molecular function: GTP binding; GTPase activity.